AUGGCCACUUCUUCACAUUUACUCCUUUCUCUUCUCCUUUGCCUUUUCUUUCUCUCAACCCCAACUCUCUCCAGAAAAAUAAUUUUGAAACCUACUGCUCCUACCCCAUCUCCUAGUGAAGAAACUCCAACAAUCUCACCUUCUCCUUCAGAAGUUCCAACCCCAUCUCCUCAAGAAGCUCCAAUUGUCAUCAUUACACCUCCUCCUCAAAGUGGCGAUUCUCCUCGUCCUGCUCCUGCUCCUGCUCCUGCUCCUGCUCCUGUGCCUGAGCGCGUAUGUGGCCAUCAUCCUCUUGAGGGCCGCCACUCAGGUCACGUCGGCCACCAUCGGCCCCACACCAAAUGUAUUCACCAUCGCCGCCGCCACCAUCACCAUGGCAAAGAAUCCCACCAUCAUGAACAUGAUCAACCACCUGUUCAAGAACCUGCACCUUCUGCACCAGUUUCUUCUCCUGAAGUUUCAGCUCAAGCUCCUGAAUCUGGAUGA
This is a messenger RNA of Nicotiana attenuata, 486 nucleotides long. Its product is annotated as alpha carbonic anhydrase 8-like. The record is from RefSeq and is a predicted model, not a curated record. Bases 1 to 486 code for a protein of 161 amino acids. The transcript has a single exon. Lineage: Eukaryota; Viridiplantae; Streptophyta; Magnoliopsida; Solanales; Solanaceae.